This is a messenger RNA of Colletotrichum lupini, 1671 nucleotides long. Its product is annotated as heterokaryon incompatibility protein. The record is from RefSeq and is a predicted model, not a curated record. The transcript has a single exon. The coding region runs from base 1 to 1671 and encodes 556 amino acids. NCBI's taxonomy places the organism in Eukaryota, Fungi, Ascomycota, Sordariomycetes, Glomerellales, Glomerellaceae.
AUGGGUCAAAUCUACGAGGCUGCAAGGACUGUGCUCGUCUGGCUCGGCACGACUGAGCCCCCCUAUGAAGUCUACUGGGUUGUCAGGUGUUUCAUACCAAGGAUAUUGGAAGUGGCCCGGGCCGCAAGCAACGCUGACUUCCUACAACAAGUUGGGCCGGAGUUAGAUCACCCCGAGAUCAUACAGUUGCUUGGCAAGGAUUUCUGCGAUGAGUGGCGCAAGUCAUAUCCAGUGUACUUCAACUUCUUCCUCAAGAAGCGAUGGCUCACGCGUGGAUGGGUUGUCCAGGAAGCAGCGAUCCCUCAUUCUGAGGAUAUUGUGCUUCAGUGCGGCAGGGUCCAAUUCGCCUGGUCUGACAUCAACAAACUGUCUGCCCUCAUUCUUCGGGUGCGUUGGGAUGAGAAGCUCAUACACACACUAGGCGAACUCCUCCCGGAUUGGAAGAAACGCCCUGGCACGAUAGACCGUCUUUGGAACUCAACAAAAGCUUCUCUUUCGGCAUUCAGACGUGAGAAGGUUAGCAACGGGAUGGCUCAUUGGCAGAAACAGCGCUGGGGAGCUACCACAGACGAAGCUAUGCGACAUGCUGAAGUGCUGCAAACUCUCCACCGGCUGAGGAUUUAUAACUUCGAAAACCCGCUGGACCAUAUAUAUGGCGCGCUGGGAGUCAUACAACGCAUCCUGGGUCGCAAUUAUCAGGUUGAGGUGGACCCCAGUUACGAUGUCUCCGUCGAAGUCGUCUAUACCCAGGUGACGACUUGGUUGAUCAAACGUUUGUCCAAUCUCGACAUUCUGGGACUAGCAGGCCUGACUGAAGGCCGCCUACCAAAUCUGCCGUCGUGGGUUCCAGACUUUUCAUCUCAUGGGCCUGAACACUAUACUUCCCUACAAAGACUGAGGCAGCUGGCACGAGGGUCGGAUUUCCCGAGAACGUUCGAUACCACCAGCACUGCAGAUGGAUCGAGCAGCCACGGGGCCCGGAGUCAUGGUUCCACUACUCUCGUACUGGAGGGGAUCCUAAUCGAUAGGGUCUCAAAGACCCAAAGUUCGGAGUUCGAUAGGCAGAAUAUCUUCAGCAACGCAACAUGGCUACGCCAUCUGAGCAGUCAGCAGAGUGUUUAUGAAUCAACAGGAGAGAGUUUUAUGGAUGUCGCCGUGUCGACACUGAUUGCAGAUGUCAAAUUACUCAAAGACUCUCAAGAGAGUCGAAGAGCGUGGGUACAGAAGUGCAUAACCUACGAUGAUACCAUGAGCAUGGGAGAUGAAGGCAUUGAAAAUUCAAGAAUGGUUAUGCCGACAGAGACAUCCACCCAACAUUCUUACAUGGCGAUUCCCGAAGACUCUUUAUCAGAAAGCUUGAUUAAAGAUCCGUUAUCAAAGGUGGUUCAUUUAAUUGCUUCUGGGAGACGGUUAUUGGAGACAGAGAAGGGCUACCUUGGGCUUGGAUCAGCGGCCUCCGAGGUCGAUGACGAAGUUUGGCUUAUUCGCGGUAGUCGUAUGCCGCUAUUGCUGAGGAAAAGCUCAGCCAAGACUAGCUACGACGACGAUAUUAGAGAUACGAAUGGCGAAAAGUAUGUGUUAGUUGGAGAGGCAUAUGUCCAUGGGAUCAUGUAUGGAGAGUUGAUGACCGACGACUUCAUCUCACGCUGCCAGACAAUUUCCGUCGUCUGA